AGAGUAGCAAUUUUGACGCCUUUUAUGCCUUUCUUUUCAAAUGAGUUUUAUCUGAAAAGAUGCUAGGAAUGAUUCCAUGUCCAAUAAGAUGGAUGAAAAGGCAUCCGCGAAGAUAUACAACUGAACAUUUUAUAGCAUCCUCUGAAUCUUUCCUUGUGAAUGUUACCAUCUCAUGCAAUGUCAUCAAGUUAACUCGUUUGUUUCUUUUAUCUUCAUUAUCUGCUGAAGUCUUGCUUUAUUUAUACUUUUACUUUCGCUUCCCUUAUUCAUUCCAAUGGAUGGAUAAUUAUUCUUAUAAAUCAAGUAUAAAUAACAACAUUAUCAUGUGUAAAUUUUGAGUGAUUCAACUUCAUUUUGGUCUAGUCAACUGUUUUUUAUCAAUUUAUCUUCAUAAGAAGCUGUAAGAUCAACAGUAUGAUGAUAUUUUCAUAUUGUUCAUUUGAUUGGAGUCUUCUAUGGUUGACUAUCAGUUUGAUAUGUCAGUUUCCUACAUUGACAGUUGGUCGCUGGCCUUCCUCAGGUCAUCAUCAAAAUAAAAUGUCUUCAUCUGAAUCGUUGAAAGUAAUCAAUGUUGGUGCUGUUCUUGAAACAAGUGAGAGUAUCGGCCAAUUUUUUCAGGCAAUCGAAGAGGUCAACAUGGAACCCAAUGUACUUCCACCUGGAGUAUCACUUUAUGCAAUUAGUAAUCCACCUUCACCUAAUCCGGUUCGAAUGGUUCAAGAAUUUUGUGAGAAAAUGAUUAAAUCAGAGGUUUAUGCUGUUGUUAUUGAUGAUGUUGACUCACCCGAAGCAUCUGUUAUUUCUCAGACUUGUGAUUUUUUGAAUAUACCAGUAAUUGGACUAUCUAAUCGAAACAGUUAUCUAUCGGAUACUCAUAUGCAUUCUGUCUACUUGCGCACAGUUCCGCCUUAUUCCCAUCAAGUUGAUGUUUGGAUUGAAAUGCUAACUACUCUUAAUUAUUCUCAUGUUGUUUUUAUUCACGGCGCUGAUUAUGAUGGGAGAACAACUUUUACUCGAUUUCAAAGUCUAGCUGAAAAAUCAGGCAUUCAAAUUCGUUCAGUGAUUGAAUAUGAAACAGGAGUGACAGAUAUAGUUGACGAAUUGGAAGAAGCUGAUGAAGAAAUUCAAUGUCGUGUUUACCUCUUGUAUGCCAAUGAAUUAGAAGCCCAAUCAAUAUUUUUAGAAGUUCUUAAACUAAAUAUGACUUUACCCGGUUAUGUUUGGAUUGUUUCAGAGGCAGCACUUAGAGCCACAAAUGUUCCUGAUGGCGUUUUAGCCUUGCAAUUGUUCAAUGCAAACAAUCGAGCCAGUCAUAUUGUUGAUUCAAUUUACAUUAUUGGCUUGGCCAUUCGUGAUAUGUUACCAAUAGAAAAUGUUACCCGUCCACCGUCAAAAUGUGGCGAUUUGUCAGCUAAUUCAUGGGAAACUGGACCAACUUUCUACAAUUAUCUGAGAAAACAGUUUCUUCUUUAUGGUAAAACUGGUAGAGUUGCAUUCGAUGGUAAAGGUGAUCGCAUUGAUGCCGAAUAUGAAAUUAUCAAUCGUGUCAGAGGUCGUUCAGUGACUAUUGGUCAAUAUGCCUUUUCUCAAUCUAAAAUGAAAAUGCACCUUUCUUUGAAUAUCAAUGAGAUUACAUGGCCUGGUGGCCAAACAACUCAACCUCUUGGUUAUGUUCGCCCAAAUCAUUUGCGAAUAGUUACACUCGAAGAAGAGCCCUUCAUUUUUGUUCAAGGUCCCGUUUCAGGGGCAGAAGAAUGUAUCGGUGAUACUUUUCCUUGUGGCAAAACUGAUACAACCACUGGAGUCGAACGAAUGUAUUGUUGCUCAGGUUAUUGCAUCGAUUUCCUCGUCGAUCUCUCUCGACGACUAAAUUUUACUUAUACAUUGUACCAAGUUGCUGAUGGUGUUUAUGGUAAUUUUGAACACGUAAAUGGUACAAAUGAACCUAAAGUAUGGACUGGAUUAGUUGGUGAUUUGAUUUACAAGAAAGCUGAUAUGAUUGUGGCUCCAUUAACAAUAAACCCUGAGCGCUCUCUUUUUAUAGAGUUCAGUAAACCUUUCAAAUAUCAGGGAAUCACAAUAUUGGAAAAAAAGUUACCCAAACGUGCUGGUUUAGCGUCAUUUUUGCAGCCUUUUGAAGAAAGUUUGUGGUUAUUAGUUAUGAUUUCGGUUCAUGUUGUGGCCUUAGCUUUGUACCUUUUAGAUCGUUUCAGUCCUUUUGGCCGAUAUAAGCUUCCCAACUCUGAUGUUACAGAGGAAGAUGCACUCAACCUUUCUUCUGCUAUUUGGUUUGCUUGGGGUGUUUUGCUUAACUCUGGUAUUGGUGAAGGCACACCCAGAUCAUUCUCAGGUCGAGUUUUGGGAAUGGUUUGGGCUGGUUUUGCCAUGAUAGUUAUUGCUUCUUAUACUGCCAAUUUAGCUGCUUUUCUAGUCCUUGAAAGACCAACGACUUCUCUCACGGGUAUCAACGAUCCUCGUCUUCGUAAUCCAACGGAAAGCUUCACUUAUGCAACUGUAAAAGGGAGUGCUGUUGAAAUGUAUUUUAAAAGACAGGUUGAACUUAAGGAAAUGUACGAGUAUAUGCUUGAUAAAAAUUAUCCUACUGUUGAAGAUGCUGUUUUUGCUGUUAAAAAUGAUGAAGUUUCUGCACUGUUUUGGGAUUCUGCUCGUCUGGAAUGGGAAGCGGCAAAAGAUUGUGAUUUAAUCACUGCUGCUGAACAGUUUGGUCGGUCUGGUUAUGGAAUUGGUUUGGUUAAAAACUCUUUCUGGACCGAACAAAUGAAUUCAGCUAUUCUUUCUAUGCACGAAUCAGGCUUCAUGACUGACCUAGAUAAUAAAUGGAUUCUCUCAGAGGAUAAUGAUAUGUGUCUUAAUCGAAAUGAUCCUGUUCCAACGACUUUAGGACUUCGCAAUAUGGCUGGAGUUUUCAUACUUCUUGGAGCUGGGAUUAUUGGUGGAAUUGCUUUAAUUGUUAUUGAAGUUGUUUACAAAAAGAGACAAGUCUCUCAACAACGACAAUUGGAAAGUGCAAGAGCUGCUAGUGAAAAAUGGAAACGAUUUGUUGAAAAGCGUCGCCUGUAUCGGACUAAUAUUCAUGCUCUUCGUCAAGAGCAACUUCGUCAAGAACAAUUGAGAUCAGAAAAGAUUUAUUCAAGUAAAUUAGUAGACUCUCAACAACCAAAUAAAAUCGAAAAGCCUACAGAAGGACAAGUUCAUAGUCAAUCUGAGAAAACUUCUGAAAUAACUAAGCGAAACCCUAGUCAACAUCAACAGCAAUAUUAUCAGCAAUCAUCAUUAACUUCUCAAUAUUCAAAUUAUCAAGAAACAGAACAAAGAUCUCAACGGUUACAAGCAUCAAGUUUUGAAUCGGAUCAUCAGUGUACUCCAUUGGCAAGUCAACAUCAUCUGUAUGAUAUCUCAACCGCUCACCAUCAACCUCAUCAAGACGCGACACCAUACACAGUUGAAAGAGGAUUGACUGAAAUGAAGAUGGAAGAUAAUCGAAAGAAGAGAAAAAAUGACGUCGAAAUUGAAUCUAAAAUAGUUACUCCUCCAAGUGAAUAUCAAAGAAGUUAUCAUGAACAAAGUGGUCCCUACAGGUCUGCAAAGGGCAAAAGUAGUCAGCAAGCAGCGCAUCUUCGCCAAGCACACCAAAAUCAGCCACAAUAUCAGCAACAAAUCCGUUCACAGCAACAUCAGCAGCAACAUUACCAACAAAAACAACCACAAUUUCAUCAGCCUCCUCCUCAUCAUCAAAUUUCUUCCCAUUCCCAACAAUCUCAAGUUAUCACAUCUCAACCUCAUCUUCCUUCAGCAUCUUCAUCAUCAAACUUGCCAGCAUUUCAACAUUCGCAACAAACUCAUCCUCGCUCUCUUCACCAAGGUUACACUGCCUCAGUAACACCAUCUUUAUCUCGAUCAGCUCCGUCUUCUGUUGAAAUUGAAAUGGCCAAAGCUUCUUUGAAAAAAUCUUCCAAGCCUGCCAAAGAGGCAUCUUCAGGUAAAGGUGUGGGUAAAAGCUCAGAAGUAUCCAGAAAACGAUUUCUUAAACGCGAAUCUUCCAUGAACUAUGAAAGAGGAUCAACACCUGAUAGUUAUACUCGAGGAGGUGAUUCUCGACGAGGAACACCUUCUCCGAAUCAAGGACAUUUGAUCAAACCUCCUCAUGCUUUAGUUUAUUCCUCAAGACCUCAAGAUUUUAAUUUCAGCUAUGGUUAUACUACUUAAAGUGAUCGAGGUUUCAAUCACUAAGCAACUCUCAAUUAAGCCAUUAAAGUGUUUUUUUGUUGAAAAGGUCAAGUAUGUAAACUACCAUGUACAGUUCAGCCAAACAAAAACAAAAACUCUACUUCAAGUGAGAUUUACUUAUAAAUUUAAAAAAAUUUGUUGAUUAACUGCCGAAAAUUGUUACUAUUAGAUUAAUUGAAACAAAUGAUCUUAAUCUUA
Tetranychus urticae (two-spotted spider mite) is the source of this 4446-nucleotide messenger RNA. RefSeq names its product glutamate [NMDA] receptor subunit 1. Lineage: Eukaryota; Metazoa; Arthropoda; Arachnida; Trombidiformes; Tetranychidae. The record is from RefSeq and is a predicted model, not a curated record. Gene Ontology annotation, biological process: monoatomic ion transport. Gene Ontology annotation, molecular function: ligand-gated monoatomic ion channel activity; signaling receptor activity. Gene Ontology annotation, cellular component: membrane.